Arachis ipaensis is the source of this 1366-nucleotide messenger RNA. The record is from RefSeq and is a predicted model, not a curated record. Lineage: Eukaryota; Viridiplantae; Streptophyta; Magnoliopsida; Fabales; Fabaceae.
AUGACAGAGAUAACAAAAAGGCACGUUUGCUGCGGCUUCAUCCGUUCCCCAAGUGGAUGGCCUGAUUCCCCCUCUGGUGGUACUGGUGCCGCCCCGACCUCAUCUUUACGACCCUUUCGACCACCCCGUACCGAACUACUGCCUGCUCCACAGCCUUCCGCGAAUGGUGCUCAACACUCGGAACCGCCUGAUGAAGACUUAGACCCAGAGGCAGAUGAGGUAGAUUCUUUUGAGCAACACGUUGACAACCUAUUUGCUGCAUCAGAGGCUCUGAAGUGCAAGAGACGCAAGACCACCAAAUUUUGGGAUGUUAAAACAAUUGAGUCUGAUGGGACAAUCAAGCAACUUCAUUUAAGUGUGAGAGAGGCUAUGAAGCCACCUAACGGUAGAAAUAUUGUACUGAGGUUCAACGAUAGACUGCAACCAGUUGGAAAUGAAGCUGGUAUACUAAGCGGCAUUGUCAGAAUGCUAGGAUUUGACUACACCAAAUUCCCAAUCUGCGAGAAGGACUGGAGAAAGGAAUUAUUCCAUUUUGAAGAAGAUAGUGGAGGAAUUAUCAAGCGUACAAUAUUAAAAAUGCUAGGAAGGGCUUGGAAGGACACGAGGAACCAUUUGUAUCAUUAUUUUUACAAAGAAGAUCUGACCCUUGAACAAAAUAUUAAAGGCCGUCCACCGGGAAUUACUGCGGAUCAUUGGAGAUGGUUCCUUGAUUAUCGCAACAGUAAAGAAACAAAGGAGAAGUGUAGGAAAAAUGUUGAGAAUCAAUCGAAGCAGUUAUACACUCAUACUGGCGGAUCGAAAAGCUUGGCAAGGCUCGAAGAAGAAGAGUCGGAACAACAAGGGAGGAGAGUUAGUAGAGGAGAGUUGUAUCUCUUAACGCACAAAAGAACUAAUGGCUCCUAUAUUCAUGAUGCAGCUCGGGCUAUUGGAGAAAGAAUUGAGGCUAUUGAGCAACGUGAUGAAUCCUUUAGACCGUUGUCUCAGAAUGAUUCGCUUGCUCAAGCUCUCGGAAAGGAGCACCCAGGUAGGGUGCAUGGCAUGGGGUUGGGGCCGACUUCUAGUCAAGUCUUCGGUAUGAAUUCCCAUCAGCCAAGUAAUGGUUUUGAAAGGGAGGAGACCCAAAGGGUGCUGCUUGAACUACAAGCAGAGUUGGCAGCAGAGAAAUUGAAAAGGAAGGCAGUGAAGGAUGAAGUAGCAGCCGAGAAGACAAAAAGACAGGCAGUGGAGGAUGAAGUAGCAGCUGGGAAGGUCAGGAUGCAGGCAAUGGAGAGUGCUUUGAUAUGUCUACUUCAAGGGUAAGGUAGGAAGCUGCCAUCAGACGUCGCCACAUGGAUGAGUACGUUGGAGGGACAAAAUAGAAAGUAGA